Messenger RNA from Aureobasidium musti, 2108 nucleotides. The record is from the annotation of a GenBank genome assembly. Lineage: Eukaryota; Fungi; Ascomycota; Dothideomycetes; Dothideales; Saccotheciaceae.
GACUUGCAGACAUGAGCAGCAGCAAAUACUUUGCCCUUGGGGGCGCCGACGACACCGAGUCGACGCAACGCUUCUUCACACGCAACAAGUUCCUUCCAUCUCUACCCACCAUGCUGCCGCACCGCCUGCGUCGCAAGUUCCGCAGCACACGCUCAAAGAUCCGAAGCAGACAAACGCCCUCGUCGUCCAUCUCGGCCCUGCAGACCAGCUUCAACCCCAAGGACACACUGCGCUCCCUCCGUGACCAUCAAUGGUCUGUCUACGAUGCACAAUAUAUCUUGCUCGCCAUUGUCGGCAUCUUUGCCCUCUGCGUCAUCCAAUCGCCCGGUCCCAUGGUCAAGACUGCCGUGGCCACGCUGUUGAUGCUGUCGCUGCUGUUGCCUAUCACUCGCCAAUUCUUCCUGCCAUUUUUGCCAAUUGCCGCAUGGCUCGUCUUCUUCUUCUCAUGCCAAUUUAUCGACGGCAAAUACAGGCCUCCGAUCUGGGUCCGCGUCUUGCCUGCCCUUGAAAACAUCCUCUACGGCGCAAACUUGAGCAACAUUCUAUCCGCCCACAAAGCCGUCGUUCUCGAUGUCCUCGCCUGGUUGCCUUACGGCAUCACCCAUUUCGGUGCUCCCUUCGUCUGCUCUGGUCUCAUGUUCCUCUUCGGUCCACCUGGAACCACUCCCACUUUCGCAAGAGCCUUUGGCUACAUGAACUUGACUGGUGUUAUGAUUCAGCUCAUCUUCCCCUGCUCGCCUCCAUGGUACGAGAACAUGUACGGUCUCGCUCCUGCCAACUACUCUAUGCAAGGCUCUCCCGCUGGUCUCGCCGCCAUCGACAAGCUUUUCGGCAUUGAUCUGUACACUUCUACUUUCACCGCCUCGCCCAUGGUCUUUGGUGCUUUCCCCUCGCUACACUCUGGAUGUGCCACCAUUGAAGCCUUGUUCAUGAGCCACACCUUCCCCAAGCUUCGUCCCUUGUUCAUCAUCUACACUGGCUGGCUCUGGUGGUCUACCAUGUAUCUUUCUCACCACUACGCUGUUGACCUUGUUGGUGGUAGCUUGCUUUCUGCUGGUGCCUACUACAUUGCANAGGGCAAGUUCCUGCCGAGACUGCAGCCUGGCAAGAUGUUCCGCUGGGAUUACGAUUAUGUCGAGGUUGGUGAGGCUAGAGAGGGCUAUGCUUAUGGUCUUACCGACCUGGCCGAGGAUGACUUCCACCCAGCCAACUUCGGCAUGGACAGCGGUGAUGAGUGGACCAUCGGCUCUUCAUCUUCGGUAGCGUCCUCCAGCAGAAGCCCUUCGGUUGGUGCAAGAAGCCCCGUUGACGAGUCCUGGGAGGGUGAUACUCUGGCCUCGACAUCGGACAACGAAUACUACCAACAAAAGCUAUACACCCAUGUCCAUAUGUUCCAAGCUCAUCACAUCGAGCGAGGGAGGAACGACGAAUGUUAUUCAAACCAGGGUGACAAUCCCAGCCACAAUCUGCGCACAGACCACAAAAACUUGCCCGACGUCGAGACCUCCGAGAUAUCGCAAGGGUCGCGAUCAGGCGCAAACCAGUUUCAUCACACAUAUACAAUCACAACCAUGGCCCGCAAAGCAAUCCAGACAGACCAGAUUGUCAAACUCAUUGUUGGCGCUGGACAGGCCUCGCCUUCGCCGCCAGUCGGUCCCGCACUGGGUUCCAAAGGUGUAAAGUCGAUGGAUUUCUGCAAGGAAUUCAACGCUCGCACUGCAAACUACGUCCCAGGCACACCAAUCCCAGCACGCGUAACCGUCCGCCCAGACCGCAGCUUCACCUUCGAACUACGCACACCACCGACCGCCUCUCUCCUCCUCUCCGCCGCCGGUGUAGAGCCCAAANAGAACAAAUUGCGCGGCGCAGGCAAUGUCGCAGGACCAAACUCCAAAGCCGGANUUGGGAGGUGUGGGAAAAGCUUCGGGAGGACAAUUGACGGCAGGAAAUGGAGGGUUGGGUNNGUUGUGGGGACGGUGAGUUUGAAGCAUGUGUAUGAGAUUGCGAAGAUUAAGCAUGGGGAGGAGAGGUUGAGUGGGUUGACGUUGGAGGGGGUGGCGAGGAGUGUGGUUGCGCAGGCGGGGAGUAUGGGUGUUGUUGUUGUGCCU